Molecule: messenger RNA, 4101 nt
Organism: Chelmon rostratus (copperband butterflyfish)
Lineage: Eukaryota; Metazoa; Chordata; Actinopteri; Chaetodontiformes; Chaetodontidae
Gene: mfsd13al
Product: major facilitator superfamily domain containing 13a-like
Exons: 7
Coding region: 367-1842 (491 amino acids)
Source: RefSeq, a predicted model, not a curated record
UCGAGUUUAGUUUAUUUGGGAAACCUGUCUGCUAUUAUCUGACGACUGUUCAGUGUCUUUGUUCGUGUGCAGUUAUCUGUUAAUGGGGAAAUUUGCUCUUAAGAUGACACAUCUUCAUUGAACAGUACGGGAAGUAACAUCGUGACAUGUGGACAACAUGAAAAUGAGACGGCUGGAACAAGAACAAGCUCAGUGCUGAACGCUUUGUGUCUCUGCAAUAUUGACCAUUUUCGCUAUUUAUGCUAGUGGCAGUAAUGUUUCGCAAUGCUAAAAGACAACAGCGUAAAAUAGCAAGAGACAGCAUUUCCUCGACUCCGGAUGGUUUGACCGAUUGGUAAAGUCGGUCGUAAAUUUACCUGACCUGCCAUGUCCGUGGAGGAGAAACCUGCUCCAGGUGUGCACAACGCAAGAAUGAGUAUAGGCCGACGUCUGAUCAACUGUGGGCUCAAUCCUGCAGCUCUGGCUUAUGCCAUGACAACGCUGGGAUCUGGCAUGAUAAACAAUAUAUUCAGCUUCUACUAUGUCAAACUCUUCAUCAAUAAGUACAAGAUAUCAGAGGGAGCUUUCCACCAAUCACAGGUGGUGUACAUGGUGUGGAACGCAGUCAAUGACCCUCUCUUUGGCUACCUGCAAGAUAAUUCCCGGGUGCCCUGCUGCUCUCAGCGGCGUCUCUCCAUCCUGUAUGGUGCUCCCCUCUACUCCCUAACUUUUCUUAUAGCUUGGUUCCCGUGGCGAUCCUACGCCCCCGGUGACUGGUUGAGCGGCUUACACUUGACGGUGGCGCUGUGUGCUUUUGACGGCAUGCUGACUUUCGUGCUGCUGGCACAGUGUGCGCUGUUUGCAGAGAUUUCCAGCCACCAUCAGAGCCGACUAAGACUUGUAAAGUACAGCCAGGUGGCUUCUCUCGUUGGCUCCUCCAGCGUCCUCUUCUGUGGUGUGCUGUCCAAAAACAUGGAGGACUUUGCAGCCUUCCAAGCCUUCACAGUGUUUAUCGCUAUCCUGAGCUGUGGCAGCAUGCUCUACACAGGCUACCACAGCGAGAGCCGCUUUGAUAACAAAGGAUCUGAAUCCGAUGCACUGUGCUCUGACCAGGCUCAUCAAUCAUCAUUUUCUUUCUCCAUGUUAAGAGCGUUGAUGUGGCAGAUCCUGACCAACAGGGACUUCCAGCAUUUUGUGCUCAUGAACUUCUUCCAGGUUUUCAUGUUAGCCUUCUUGAAUAAUUUUACCAUGAUUUUUGCUGAGCACCUGAUUCCUCCAGAUGUGCUUCCAUCACUGGCCAAGAGCAUCAUGUACGGAGCAGGAUUCAUCUGUCCCCAGCUGUUAGUACUGAGCUGUCAGAGUCUCCUCCGGGAUCUCGGCUACUACAGGAUCAUCCUUUUCACCUUCUACCUCGUGGCUGGAAUGGCAGCUGUGAUGCUAGCACUCGGUCCUCAGCACUACUAUAUCCUGGCAUUUUUCCUCACUGUUAACAUGGUUAUAGUCCAAGCAGCCUUCAGUCUGUUUGGUUUGCCUUUGGCUGACAUCAUUGAUGCAGACCUGCAGAAGUACAAGCGCAGUUCCCCUCUCUCCUCCAUGGUGUUUGGGACGAAUGCUCUGUUCACUAAGCCGGCUCAGUCUCUGGCCCCUAUGAUAGUGCUUAAUAUCCUCAACCAGUUUGGAUACGAACAGCUGAAGGACACUGGAAGGGGUUCAGAUCCAAGCGCCCUGGAGAGCCUCCACAGCGUCAUGUUCUACUUGGUGUGCCUGGUGCCCAUGUGCAUCGCUGCUCUGCAGGCCCUGACUUGGAGGCGGUUUUCCAUACGCAGCAGUCACACUGUUGACACAAAGUAUAUUGACAGCUAACGUCAAUAUUUUCAGCAUUCAGAGGAGGCUGGUUGGUAUGUCUUUAGCUGGGAGAUUCUUUAUUGCUAAGUAAGAGAUUAUGGGGAAAGUAAUGUGUAAAUGACUGUAUAUUUGAGAGAAUCCAGGCUUAUACUGAUGCAUUUUAUGUAUAUAUAGGUGUAUAUAGAGGAGUAUGGCAUACAAGGGAGAUUUGGGUUAUUGGUGACCAUUUGUUUUGAUCUGAAUAACUGGAUAUCUGGACCAAACAGCAGGAAUCAUUAGACUUUUUGUUAAAGGUCAGACACUUUGUCUAGUCACUGACCUCAGCAGGUAAUUAGCAGAAACACACUGUGCUCUGUAAAAGAAGGGCUGAUUCCUCAGAGGGCAUGUUAAAAAUACUGUUUUGUUCUUCAUAAAGGAGCUGUGCUUGUGUUAACAUUGAAACAGAACGUAAAUUGGAAGAAUGCCACAGAAAUUGGUAGAAAUUGUUGAGCUGAAAAAAAAGUGAUACAUACAGAUAGUGGAAGUGAUGUAACAUAUUUAAAAAAAAAACUAGUAUGCGUGUAUGCUGUACAUCUAGCAGCUAAAGCUAGCUACAAAGAGAAAAACUUCUUUGGUACCAGGCUAUAAACAUGUUUAUUUCUGCUGUAGAGUUAUAAUAUGGGGGUCUAUGGGUAUUGACUGGCUUUUGGAGCCAGCCCCAGGUGGCCAUUUGAGGAACUGCACUUUUUGGCACUAAAGCGUCUCCUUCAUUUUUCAGCUCCGGAGGUUGCUGCUUGCCUACAACAUAUGAUACAAAGAGGCUAGGUCCAAUGUAAAGAAUAUUAAUGAGGAUUUUUUGUUUAAAUCAAGGUCUUUGACAUUCCAGGGUUGAAUGUGGUUGCAUGAUUAAGGGAAAUAAAAGUCAACAUUUUAUUCUGUUAUAUGCAUCUGUAGUAUGGAUAGUGGAGAAAAAGCGCUCUGUUUACUCUGGUUACACUCUAUGCUUUGCUGCUGGGGGAUGUGGAUCAGGACUGCAAAUACUGGCAGCAUCAGAUGUCAGAAAUGAGUGCCAGUCAAACUGCAGAUAAAUUUGCAAGUCCCACAGGCCUCCUGCACGCUCACAUAAGUGUCAGAAGUAUGGUGUUUCUUUUUGAUGGGUGAAACAUUUCAAAUCAGCAAGAGGAAAUCCUCUCAUAUUGCAAAUUCCAAGUUCCAAAGGGGCCAUAUGUUGGUUGGUUGGUCACCUAAUCGAAAUCUAAUUUUAUCAUUUAAGUAAUAGGCUCAUCUACAUUUUGCCUGAAGAAACAAGUGAUUUGAAGUAACUUUAUUAUGUUUUUCUGACAUUUUACAUUUAACAACAUUUAACCAAAUGACAAAACAGAAUAUAUAUCACAUCAGACAUUACAAAUAAGUGGCUGCAGUGCAGUAAAUACAAUCAUCUUUGCUGCAAACAUGGACAAACUUUCAAAUACCAGCUUUAACUCCAGCCGUGCUUCAGAGUGCAAUACUUCACUGUGCACCUCUGACGUGCAUUUGCAUCUGUGGGGCCUUCUACAGACUUGUGUUUCAAAGUUCAUAUCACUGUUUUUAAUGGAUAAAUAAUGCACAUAGACAUGUAAACAUCCACUUGGACUUCAUGGGUAAUAUUUAAUGUUAUUUGGCUAGAUUCUUUACAGUGAACAGAUGUAUGUGAAAGUCAUUGUACAGAAUAUGACACAGCAAGAUGCCUCAAACAUAUCAGGUUGUUAAAUGUGCCUUUCUGUAAGUUCAUUGUUGAUGUGUUGAUGAUUUUUUUAGAGACACUCCCAACACUAGAAAUACAACCUUUGCUUUCAUCAUUUAACCUUACUACUACUACUUAAGAUGUACUGCAUUAUAUGUGCCCAAUGUGCCUUUUUUGUCAUUGCAUUGAUUAUAAUAAUCAACUGAUAGUCAAAUUACAUCUGAAUGUGACCGUUUAGGUUUUUUGAUCAACACAAGAACACAUUGGUCAAAAAUUUGAUAAUCUUGAUGUCAUUUUAUGGAAAUGUGACCUUGAAUUCUCUGAAGAGGAUUGCCGUCGUCUUCUGACGGCGCUAUUUGCACUGUUGCACACUUGCUCCUCUGAUUUCCACUUUCAUUAGUGUACAGCGUGAUCUUUGUGUCCUGAAAAUGUCAAAUAUGUGUGCCACUUUUUACUCUCUAUUCCUGCAAGUAGAAUUCACAAAUUAUUUUUCUACCGAACAGCUUACAAUUCAAACUAUAUGGAAGAAAUGAGACUGAUGAAUUAAAAUUGUGUGCCUACAUCUCUGAAUUGAA